AAAUAAUAGUUUUAUCAAAGUUUUAUUGAAAUUUUAUUAAGUUUUAAAUUAUGUGAACAAAAGCAUCACAAGUAUGCAUAACAAGUGGAUAAUCAUAAUAACAAUCAUAUAUCUAGUGCCGUAUCUCCGGUGCGAUAGUAUUGGCCAAAAACUCUUCGGCAAUCGGCAGGACUUUCCCGGAUUGGAGGGAGUGUUGGGCGCCUUCACGGACUUCAACUACGACAGGAUUACCGACGUCUUGUUGAUCACCGAAAGCGGCCGAUCGGUUGAAGUGGUCGACGGCGGCAUCGAUGAGGAGCCGUAUUUGAGCCGCCGGUCAGACAUUAAGUGCACGUUUGCCGACGAGUCGGGCGACCGAAUCGUCGGUAUCGUCGCCGCGGACUUUACCGGCAAUUCAUACAGCGAUGUGUUGGCCGUCACUCAAAAUGUCCACAAAUUACCCACCGAUAAGAGCUUUAAGCUGUGGCUGUUUCGGGUCAAUGGGACACACAUUUUGUGCAACACAACUGUGCCGUUAGUCGAGAGUAUUAAGAGUUUUCCGCUGGUCUUAGACUAUAACGGAGAUAUGAUCGCCGACUUUAUCGUCGAGUCGGACGACUGCCGCAAAGAGCUGUGGACGAGUCUGUGGCCGAGUCUGUGGCCGCAAUGUCUUCACUCAAUGCACACCAAUCAACUCAUGGCGUAUCCCAAUGGCAACGCUUUCAUCGACUUAAGUGCGCCCAAAGACUUCGCGGCCGACGUCUACAUCACCGGCGCUCACACUAUGGAGUACUGGUUUCAUACGCCGGGCCAGGGAUUUACGGCCCAAAACUCGGUGAACAUCAGUUACCCGAACCGAGAUGUGUACACAGUCUGGGGUCAGUCCACGUUUGCCGACAUAGACUUUGACGGAGUGAUAGAGCAUAUGCUGCCGGUGUGUAAAGGCGGUGAUAUAGACGCGUGCGAUGAGCCGCAGAUACUGGUGUUGUCGCGCAACGGAUCCGAUUAUCAUUGGGUGGAGGCGUUGGACGAGGAGGACAGUCACGAGUUGGGUCUGACGUUCACUCAGCGCCAACUCUUCGGCUAUUUGGACCUAUUUGUAACGCUAAGGGCCGGCGAUAUGGACUCCGACGGCUACCCGGAUGUGGUCACAGCUAUGUUGGACCGAAACACGUCCCAAACGCGUGCCGUUUGGCUGCAAAACAGCGCGACUGACCCGCAGGACAGCAUCGGUUACAGGGGUCGCAAAUUUCGGAUCCAAUGGGUCAGUUCUGAGGAGGACUCGUCAGACGACGAGAGCAUACAUUUGGUGACCAUAUUUGACUUCAACGAAGACGGAAAUCUAGACAUUUUGGUGAAUACACACAACGCCAAUCACUCGGACAUCCGGCUCCGGGCCUACGAAAACAGCGGCCAAUUAUCGGAAAACUUUCUCAAAGUGUUGGUCACGAGCGGCAUCUGCUCGGGUGACGAGUGUCCGCACAUUAGAGCACCACUCGUGGGUCCGCACGUGUGUUUCAGCCCGAGUGAGGGCAAGCAGGUUGGCUGCGGGGGACAGAUGUGCCAAACGGCUCACUCGGCGCUGCAGUUGCCAUUCGUGUUGUUUGGCCUAGGUGACAUUCCCAACUUCAUCGAGAACAUCACAGUAUCCAUUCCGAGCGGACCGCUGCCGGCCGCCCCCCGGCGCCAGACCUGGUACGAGUUGAUACCCGACUCGAACCUCAUAAUCAUUCCAUACCCGGCCAACGAUACGGCCAAUUGGGUCCAGAAGUUGUAUUUGGAUCCCAAAUACUUUGCCUUCCAGACAAUGAUCACAUUAACCUCGUUGUGUUGCCUUCUCGUCGUCAUAAUCGCUAUUUUGCACAAACGGGAGCUAAAGCAAGACAUCAUUGACCAAAGGGAGUAUAGAAGGCAUUGGCUUUAA
Messenger RNA from Medioppia subpectinata, 1903 nucleotides. The record is from the annotation of a GenBank genome assembly. NCBI's taxonomy places the organism in Eukaryota, Metazoa, Arthropoda, Arachnida, Sarcoptiformes, Oppiidae.